This is a messenger RNA of Medicago truncatula (barrel medic), 850 nucleotides long. RefSeq names its product brassinosteroid-responsive RING protein 1. The record is from RefSeq and is a predicted model, not a curated record. Lineage: Eukaryota; Viridiplantae; Streptophyta; Magnoliopsida; Fabales; Fabaceae. The transcript has a single exon. Gene Ontology annotation, molecular function: zinc ion binding. The coding region runs from base 246 to 653 and encodes 135 amino acids.
GGAAUUCACACAUCAAAUUUCGGUCCACAGCUUGCAAUCUAUUUAAUGCAGCUAUGUUUGUGCAUUGUCUGCCUACUGCUAACAUAGUAACACACUCUCUCUGUCUUAAAUCUUAAUUUCUUUCUAUUCAUCAUUCAAUAUAAUCAUCUUCUGCUAGCACUGAAUCAUACAUACAUACAUACAUGUAGCAGAAUCUCCUCCUAAUUUCAGAUUCAUAGAUAACUAAACUAAGCAUUUGUGGGAAAAUGGGGUUCCCUACGGAUAUUGUGUUACCAAAGGUGUUUGUACAGAUCCUUUCUAUACUAUCUUUCAUCAAAAAACUCAUUACCAUCUUCUUCUUUUACAUCGGUCUCGAUUCCGGCUUCGCCUUUCCGGAGAGUUUGCCUGAAUUUCAAUCAGUUAAUCCCUUGCUGCUCAUCAGACAAAUCCUACCGGUGGUGAAGUUCUCGGAGCUGGAGCUGGAGCUGGAGCUGGCGGUGGAGAGUUGCGCCGUCUGCCUCUGUGAGUUCAAGGCGGAGGAUGAGAUCCAACGGCUCACAAACUGCCGUCACAUUUUCCAUAGAAGCUGCCUGGACCGUUGGAUGGGAUAUGAUCACACUACAUGUCCUUUGUGUCGCACAACGUUCCUACCACAUCACAUGCUAGAUGCAUAGUUUGUAACUACUCAGACUUAAGGAUGAGGUGUUUUCUUCUUCUGUGUAUAUAUAUAUUACAUACGAAACAAAGAUGUCAAAGAUAACUUUGGUUGAUGUUAUGUAUCAAUUUUGUUAUAUGAUUGUUGUGAAUGUAGCACUAGAUGUUAGGCUCCUAUAAUAAUAAAGUGUGCCAAUGUUCGAAAUUUGAAUCCCAA